AAUCUAAAAAUAUUUAUGCAGAAAUUUCAAGGUGGUAAGAUUGGAACAACUUUGAUUGGGAGAUGGUUCGCCCCACUAAACGAAUCUAACAAUCUCGACAAGGCUGCUGCAAAACGAGCAUUCGAUUUUUUCGUUGGAUGGUUCUUGGAUCCAUUGGUGUAUGGAAAAUAUCCAAAGAUAAUGAGAGAGAUGGUAGGAGAUAGAUUGCCAGAAUUCACAUCGGAGGAAUCAGCUUUAGUAAAAGGAUCACUUGAUUUUUUAGGGUUGAACUAUUACGUUACACAAUAUGCAACCGACGCACCUGCUCCAACACAACCUAGUGCAAUAACGGAUCCACGAGUUACUCUUGGAUUUUACCGCAAUGGAGUUCCUAUUGGUGUUGUGGCUCCUAGCUUCGUCUACUAUCCUCCAGGAUUCCGUCAGAUUCUAAACUACAUCAAAGACAACUACAAAAAUCCACUUACCUACAUCACCGAAAACGGAGUUGCUGAUCUUGAUCUUGGAAACGUAACGCUUGCAACUGCUCUUGCCGAUAAUGGACGAAUUCAAAACCAUUGCAGCCAUCUCUCUUGUCUCAAAUGCGCCAUAAAGGAUGGAUGCAACGUAGCAGGAUAUUUUGCAUGGUCACUGAUGGACAAUUACGAAUUCGGAAAUGGUUACACUCUCCGGUUUGGUAUGAAUUGGGUCAACUUCACUAAUCCUGCUGAUCGAAAAGAAAAAGCUUCUGGAAAAUGGUUCUCUAGGUUCCUCGCAAAAUAAGUGGAAGCCGGCCCUUGAUAUAAAUCCAAACCUCGAACGUAAUAACAAUGGUACUGUAUGUAUUAUUAUUUUUUAAGACUACCUAAACCUUAAGUGUAUUGUAUGUUGUUAAUAAUGUUGUGAUAAUCGGAUCUCAUUUCGGGGCCAGUUCAUUAAUAAAUAAAAAUGUAUUUGAA
Arabidopsis lyrata subsp. lyrata is the source of this 935-nucleotide messenger RNA. Its product is annotated as myrosinase 4-like. The coding region runs from base 16 to 759 and encodes 247 amino acids. The record is from RefSeq and is a predicted model, not a curated record. NCBI's taxonomy places the organism in Eukaryota, Viridiplantae, Streptophyta, Magnoliopsida, Brassicales, Brassicaceae. Gene Ontology annotation, molecular function: beta-glucosidase activity. The transcript has 6 exons. Gene Ontology annotation, biological process: carbohydrate metabolic process.